This is a messenger RNA of Sus scrofa (pig), 2526 nucleotides long. Its product is annotated as peroxisomal succinyl-coenzyme A thioesterase. Lineage: Eukaryota; Metazoa; Chordata; Mammalia; Artiodactyla; Suidae. The record is from RefSeq and is a predicted model, not a curated record. Gene Ontology annotation, cellular component: peroxisome. Gene Ontology annotation, biological process: fatty acid metabolic process; acyl-CoA metabolic process. Gene Ontology annotation, molecular function: fatty acyl-CoA hydrolase activity.
AGAUACAAAAAGUCAUUCUGGUUUAUAUAUGAGUUAACUUGAAUUUUAUGCUAAAAUAGCCUGUCUGUGGUCUUUUAAACGCACAUUGUACACCUGCUUUAAUUAUUAGAGAAAAGGACAUACUGACCAGAAGUAAAACAAUGGCCAUGUUAAAAAUAAAGAUUAAUUUUUCCUGGGAUGCCAAUGCUGGUACUCCUUUGAUGACAAGAUGACAAGACUCCAUCCUUGGGUGCCAAGACCAAUACUGACUCACAUGUACUGGUGUGUAUUUUUUUUCUUUUUGAAUUGUUUAAGAAAUGUAAACAAUCUGUUAAAAGUUCUUUGUUCCCACAAGAUAUAAAACAAUGCUAAAAAUCCUGCUUCUCUGGAGCAGUUUCUCAGAGUGAUUUGGGAAGUUGGCUUCCGGGCUAAGUCCUCAGUUUGGCUCGAAGAAAACUUUUCUAUUCUUAUUUUAGACUGCUUACGGAUUCUUUUCCUUGACGCUGGUAGUGAUGCGUCUGGAACGCUAUGCUUCGUUACCCGAGUUGUUCUUUUCCAAGGGAGGCUGGAAUUCUUGGAAUUUUGCCUAAAGCCAUUCAGCUCUGGUUCCACCAUGAAUCAAUACCCAACAAGUUUCACUUCAACAAAUGAGAGAGGACUGAGGUAGAGAAGAGGCGUUGGCGGGUGGGUUCUGAGCCAAACCCGGGCUGCAGGUCGCCCCAGUGCGCCCCGCCCCGCCCCUGGAGAACGACCUGGUGCUUUUACCUCAGAUCAGUCGCGAGCGCCGGGUCCCGAACCUGAAGGCCGAGGACGUUGCUGAGGCGGCUCAUCCUCCGACAGCUCCCGGACCAGGAGACGCCUGACCCCGAACGGUCUCCCAGGACGCGCCACGCAGCCCGGUACAAAAUUCAGCCGCCUGCACGUCCCCUCUCAAGGUCCAGACCGCUGCUGUAGGUGGUUGGGAUGGCAGCGACUGUGGUGCUGGAGCCUGCGGGUCGCUGUCGCUGGGACGAGCCGGUGCGCAUCGCUGUGCGCGGCCUGGCUCCGGGGCAGCGGGUCACGCUGCGCGCGUCCCUGCGCGACGAGAAGGGCGCGCUCUUCAGGGCCCACGCGCGCUACUGCGCCGACGCCGACGGCCAGCUGGACCUGGCGCGCGCACCCGCGCUGGGCGGCAGCUUCGUGGGGCUUGAGCCCAUGGGGCUCCUCUGGGCUCUGGAGCCCGAAAAGCCUUUUUGGCGGUUUGUGAAGCGGGACGUGCAGACGCCCUUCGCCGUGAAGCUGGAGGUGUUCGACGGCCACGAGCCCGAGCCUCAGGCGGAGCAGCUCCUGAGCGUGGCAGUGCACGAGCGCGACUUCCUGCCGCCCGGGGUUCGGCGGGAGCCGGUGCGCGCGGGCCGGGUGCGCGCCACGCUCUUCCUACCUCCAGGACUUGGACCUUUCCCAGGGAUCAUUGACAUCUUUGGUAUGGGAGGAGGCCUGUUGGAAUAUCGGGCCAGUCUUCUAGCUGGCCAUGGCUUUGCUACCUUGGCGCUAGCUUACUGCGACUUUGAAGAUCUCCCCAAGAAAUUCGACACCAUACAUCUGGACUACUUUGAAGAAGCCCUGUGCUACAUGCUUCAACACACCCAGGUAAAGGGCCCAGGCAUUGGGCUUCUGGGAAUUUCUUUAGGGGCUGAUAUUUGUCUCUCCAUGGCCUCAUUUUUGAAGAACAUCUCAGCCACAGUUUCCAUCAAUGGAUCUGGAUUCAAUGGAAACAAACCCAUAUACUACAAGGAGACUAGCAUCCCACCAUUGGGCCAUGACCUGAGGAGAAUGAAGGUAGCUUUCUCAGGCCUCCUGGACAUUGUGGAUAUAAGGAAUGAUAUUGUGGGGGGAUAUGAGAACCCCUGCAUGAUUCCAAUAGAGAAGGCCCAGGGGCCCAUCCUCUUCAUUGUUGGUCAGGAUGACCAUAACUGGAGGAGUGAGUUAUAUGCCCAGAUAGCGUCAGAACGGUUACAGGCCCAUGGAAAGGGAAAAGCCCAGAUCAUCUCUUACCCUGGGACUGGGCAUUACAUUGAGCCUCCUUACUUCCCCAUGUGCCCAGCUUCCCUGCACAGAUUAUUGGACAAACCGGUGAUCUGGGGUGGGGAACCCAGAGCUCACUCUAAGGCCCAGAUAGAUGCCUGGAAGCAAAUUCUAACCUUCUUCUCCAAACACCUUGGAGCGUCCCCCAAAUUGUAAUGCAUUGGUCUGUUAUUUGACAAGAGAGAUUCAAGAUCAGAUUUUAGUGUUUAAUAUUUUUUCUGUGAAUCAACUAUCCCCUGGGUAACAUUAAAUUCUUGUCAUUGGUCCAUCGUUAAAAAGUCUACAAAUAAAAAAUGCUAGAGAGUGUAUGAAGAAAAGAGAACUCUCUUACAUCAUUGGUGGGAAUGUAAACUGGCACAGCCUCUACGAAAAACAGUAUGGCAGUUCCUCAAAAAACUAAAAAAAGAGUUGCCAUAUGAUCCAAUAUUCCCAUUCCUAGAUAUACACCCAGACGAAACUAUCAUUCAAAAAGAUACAUGCACC